AUGGGCUCCAGCAAGGCAGAACCACUGGCCAACCGCGACGCACCUAUCCCUGUCGUUCAGAUACACCCUGCAGAUGACAGCACACCAAGGACGUCUCAUUCUAGAACACCAAGCGCGGAUCAUGGGCGCUCACAUCGUCUCUCAGCCACCAAACUGAAAGAUAAGCUAGAGUCCUUGGGCGAGAGUAUAAAUCGCGAAUCAUCAAGUAGAAUGGGUGACAAGAUGAUGAACUUGCUGCUUUCGCAAGUCCUUCCAUCCGAAGAUGUCCACGACGACUCAAAUUCUGAAAAUGGCGUCAAUAACCCCUCAAUACGCAUCAAGGAUCGACGGUCUCGUGCCUAUGUCGAACGCCCCAGCUUCUCCAUCCCGACCAUGUCAUCCAACUUUCGCCGCUUCAACUCCCGUAUAGGCGUAGCUUUCAUUCUACAAAACCGCCUCAUCCGCCUCUUCACUUGGGUCCAGCCGACCCAGACCCUCUCUUUCCUCUUUGUAUGGACUUUUGUUUGCAUCGAUCCACAUCUGCUAUCCGUCCUACCGCUUGCAUGCGGAAUGUUCUUCAUCAUGGUCCCAGCCUAUCUAGCCCGACAUCCAGAGCCAGAAGGUACCAGAAGCGUGGAUGAAGUCUACAUGGGCAACCUAGGAGGUCCACCACUGGCAGAUGCACGGACGAUCAAGCCCGCGCCAGAGUUCUCCAAAGACUUCUUCAGAAACAUGCGAGACUUGCAAAACUGCAUGGAAGACUUCUCGCGCUCGCACGACGCCGUCCUAUCCUUCAUUACCCCACUGACCAACUUCUCAAACGAGUCGUUGAGCUCCAUGUUGUACAUCCUCCUCCUUCUCCUCUCCAAUGUGCUCUUCAUUGCAGCGUACCUGCUUCCCUGGCGCUUCAUCUUCCUGCUCCUCGGUUACACAGUCACCGCGCUUGGCCACCCCUCUAUACAAGACAUACUCACAACUCCCGAGACGGAGAAAUUCAUUACCGAUGCUGAGCAGGAAGGCCGUUCAUUCCUCCUGACCAUCUCGAAAUCCGACAUUGAACUCGAGAGCAGUCGAGAAACACGAGAAGUCGAAAUCUUUGAGCUACAGCACCGCGCUCUCCAUGAUGAAUUCGGGGAAUUUGAAAGCUUCAUUUUUGGACCCAGUCCCUACGCCCCUUUGUCUCCUGCACGCAUCUCAGGCGAUAAGCCGCGAGGGACGCCGUUCUUCGAAGACGUACUACCACCUCGUGGCUGGCGUUGGAGCGACAAAAAGUGGACGCUCGACCUGCUUUCCCGUGAAUGGGUAGAAGAUCGAUGCGUGACGGGGGUUGAAGUAGAAAUGGAGGGUGAGCGCUGGGUCACCGAUUUGCACUACGAGAUUCUCGAAAGCGAAAGCAAGAAGGAGAGUAAAAGGCAGGCGUUGAAGCAGCGAGUCGGCUCAAAGGGAAGCAGGGAUGUUGGGGAGGAGGAAAAGGCGGUUUUGAGACGGGCGUGGGAGAGCCAUGCCCCGUCGAGGAAGGGCGAGUGGCGGAGACGAAGGUGGAUUCGAAGUGUGGAGAGGAUGCCGUUUAAGAGCUCGUGA
Messenger RNA from Plenodomus lingam JN3, 1560 nucleotides. The record is from RefSeq and is a predicted model, not a curated record. NCBI's taxonomy places the organism in Eukaryota, Fungi, Ascomycota, Dothideomycetes, Pleosporales, Leptosphaeriaceae.